Messenger RNA from Macrobrachium nipponense, 4728 nucleotides. It is a transcript of the gene svp, whose product is annotated as nuclear receptor subfamily 2 group F member 1-A-like. The coding region runs from base 434 to 1765 and encodes 443 amino acids. NCBI's taxonomy places the organism in Eukaryota, Metazoa, Arthropoda, Malacostraca, Decapoda, Palaemonidae. Gene Ontology annotation, biological process: regulation of transcription by RNA polymerase II; cell differentiation; anatomical structure development. The transcript is spliced from 6 exons. The record is from RefSeq and is a predicted model, not a curated record. Gene Ontology annotation, molecular function: zinc ion binding; nuclear receptor activity; RNA polymerase II cis-regulatory region sequence-specific DNA binding.
CCGCUCCGCCGCCCGCCCAGUGUACACAGCACAGUGCUCUAAGGAGGGUGCGUAUCGCGAGACACUAUAAGCUUUUGCCUCACAGGUCAGACCCGAAGUAACGUCGAGUGACAAGUCAAGUGGUGGUUGAUCAGGGAGGUUGUGCUCACGGGAGAAAGAGAGAGAGAGAGGGCGCGCUCUGUUCAUGGAUUACUAUCUUCGUCCUCCGAGUGUUUACUAAAAUUAAUCGUGACGCAGCCCCGAGUGUUUCAGUGGAUUUGUUUCAGAAUUGGGAAAGUGUUUUUCAGUGAUCAUGACAGACCGGCCUUCAUAAGCCAGGUAUCUAUCUAUCUAUCUAUCUGUGGUGGUUGCCCGAGGGAUCGCCGUCGUCGUCCUUUGCAUUAUAUUCGCAGGAGAACCAAAGGGCUCCACCCUUGGACAAGGGUGGUUGUAAAUGCUUUUGAAAGACCCCUUCAGCCACGAUAGGAUGGCCCUAGUUGUGCCCCCCGGGGCCACGUGGCGUGAUCCCCCUGUGUCUUUGCCGCCUACCACAGGGGAAGAUGUCACCCGCGAAUUGGGUGCCAGUGUCACACCGCAGCCCAAUGCCCCACAGACGCCCACGCCGAACUCCACGGCAGGCAGUGCCCCGUCCUCUGCCCCAAGCCCCACAGGCGACGAUAAGAAUGCCCAAAAUAUGACAUGCGUUGUGUGUGGGGACAAGAGCUCGGGAAAGCACUACGGCCAGUUCACGUGCGAAGGAUGCAAAAGCUUCUUCAAGAGGUCAGUCCGGCGGAACCUGCAGUACUCGUGCAGAGGCAACCGAAAUUGCCCGAUCGACCAACACCAUCGGAACCAGUGCCAGUAUUGCAGGCUCAGGAAAUGCUUCAAGGUUGGCAUGCGCAGGGAAGAAAAUAAAAAUGGUGAGCGCUUCCUUCUUCUCAGCAGCACAAACUUCCUCCAUGGCAGCCUUCAGGCCAAGCAAGCUGUCCAGCGUGGCCGCGUGCCCCCAACGCAAGGCAUGGGAAUGCCCGGUCAGUUCAUCGCCAACGGGGACGCCCUUAACGGGCACACGUACCUAUCGUCGUACAUCUCCCUUCUGCUGCGGGCUGAGCCCUUCCCGACGUCGCCCUACGGCCAGUGCAUGAACACCAACAACAUCAUGGGCGUGGAUAAUAUUUGCGAGUUGGCGUCUCGACUCCUCUUUUCGGCCGUCGGGUGGGCCAAGAACAUCCCCUUCUUUCCGGAGCUGCAGGUGACGGACCAGGUGGCGCUCUUGCGGCUCGUUUGGUCUGAACUUUUCGUCUUGAACGCCUCCCAGUGCUCCAUGCCCCUCCACGUCGCGCCCCUACUCGCCGCCGCCGGCCUCCACGCCUCUCCGAUGGCGGCCGACAGAGUAGUGGCCUUCAUGGACCAUAUCCGAAUCUUCCAAGAGCAGGUGGAGAAGUUGAAGGCUCUUCACGUCGACUCCGCCGAAUAUUCCUGCCUCAAGGCCAUCGUCCUCUUCACCUCAGAUGCGUGCGGCCUGAGCGACCUCGCUCACAUAGAGGGACUGCAGGAGAAGUCGCAGUGUGCGCUGGAGGAGUACUGCAGGACCCAGUACCCCAACCAACCGACCAGGUUCGGAAAGCUGCUUCUGCGCCUGCCGUCGCUGCGCACCGUCUCCUCCUCCGUCAUCGAGCAGCUCUUCUUCGUCAGACUCGUUGGGAAGACGCCGAUAGAGACUCUUAUCAGGGACAUGUUGCUGUCUGGGUCUACCUUUAACUGGCCCUACAUGGGCAGCAUGUGACAGGCGGCUAUGGGCGCGAAUCCCUCCCUAACCGCAGGGAACGUGCCCACCACAGGGGCCUCACACGUCCUCACUUCCGCCGCCCAUACCCUCUCUUCACCUGGUCACGCCCUCUCGAACGUCGGGCACGGGCAGUCCCCUGCGCAUAAUCACACUCCGCCUGUCACCUCUUUCCAGAUGCCGACGCUGAGCGGCGCAUUCCGGUGAUGAACCGCACAAUCAACGCCCUCCAUGACCAACCACCCACCCCCACCGCCCACAUCACCACAACCACCCAUCACACUACGCACCCCUACACAUAGUGCCAGAGCUCACCUUAUCCCCACAACGAUGCGUGGCAAGAGCGCGGCGGUGCCUUCGUCAGCAGCGUCGUCGUCGUCGUCGUCGUCAGGGUUCCUCCCAGCCAUACUACACGAGCAUCAGCGCAGCGAGAGUAUGGACGGCGUGGCAGGACUACCCCGGCUGUGGGAUACCUGGAGGAUGAGGAGGCCUCAAGUGGAGCCAGGCUAAAGAGAGAGACAUUCGGCCAACGGGUCCUCUGCGGGAGCUCACACCAGUAGAAAUCUUUUCAUUAGUAAUAAUAAAGAUGAUGAUGACGAUGAUGAUGAGUAUGAUAACUAGUGGUGACACACUGACACCCGAGACUACUACGUACAUCCUUUGUCAUACGUAACCUUUCAAAGAAAACGGAUGACAGUGCUGGUGAAACUGUGGGGGAACUGAUGACUUUAUAUGGUAGGUGAUAAAAUGCAAGAUUCAAACAGACUGGACGGUACACCAGAGAGUUUAAUAUAUAAAGAAGUAUUUGUGUUUAAGACAGGUGAUAGGUGACGUUGCACCAAAUAGAAGGAAACGGGAAAUAUCCGUUGCCAAGAGAGAGACGAUCUGGCAGUAUCUAGAUUGCUUGGAAAGUACUUCAAAAGAAACACAGGAAGAGAGAAGCUGACGGAAAUUGGAUUGGAGAAUGACUCUUUCAAAGUCUCGACUGCCUCGAGGAAAACGAAGACGUCAAGAGAAGAUGAUGAGUAGUAACAAUUCAUCUGCCGUGGAGGGAUGUUGACACAGCGCCAGUGAUGACACUUUAUAAACGUGUGUGUACAGAAGUAAUACAUUUUUCGCUACCUGUUCUUGUAUAUGUGAUAACUAUAGACCCCGGGGUGCAACCACCACUCCAAAAGGCUGUAGUUGUAGCCGUGUAUAUUUUGUAUAUAUUAGCCUGUAAGUUUUUUACUCGGGUUGGGGCGGCUGGGUGGUGGCGGCGCCCCCCACUUGUACAGAAAACAAAUGGAGAAGAAGAAGCAGUCUUGAGAUCUGCUUGCAGUGUGCCCACACUUCAACCCCCCCAGUAGGCUGACCCUCUUUUCCUCGUGCCACGCCCAAACUCAUGUUGCAAUUUCCACCAAAUUUACUGAGACCCGCCGAUUAUGUUCGCCCAUAUUUUUUUGUUUGUUUGUUUGUUCCGUUUGUGCCCUUUUUCAAUGGAAUGUCAGUCGAAGAGAUUUGAGAAGGCUCGCCUCCGACACUGCUGGUUGUGAGUGGCGUGGAUGAGGACAGGGGGGAGGCGGGGAGUGAGUGAGCUUCGGGCCCAGAAAGGAUUCUAGCCUAUUGUCCCGGUUUGAGAGAGAGAGAGAGAGAGAGAGAGAGAGAGGACGAGAGAGAGAGAGAGAGAGAGAGAGAGAGAGAGAGACGUCUGCCCCCUUCCUGUUUCGCGGAGUGUGGGACUGUCGCUUAUUUUUAAAAUGACCAACCCAUCAUUAUCUUGAGAAACCCAGAUCAUUAUUUUUGUUCAUUAUUCUUUUCUAAAAUGAAUCCAUUGACGCUUCAUGAUACGUAGUAUCUGUAUAGAACCUUAUAAUACAUAUUAUACAAAUUGCUAUAAAUUCUAUGACGACGACAUAUCGAGAAUCAAAAAAAAAAAAGUAAGGAAAUGAUAAUGAGCUGUGGACAGCCUCAAUUCGCACAGCACAGCAUUGGGCAGAAUAGCUGCCGACCAGUUCAGUUCACCUGCUGUGUGAAGGUGGUUCCGGUUGUUUUCCAAAGAAGAUCCUACAACAAUAUCCUUCGGUCAAGUCUUAACCUACCCGAUUCCUUCAAAAUAUCUCCGUGUUUUUCUGACGCGUACAAACUCUGGAGUUCCAUCACUCAUCAUUAAACAAAGUAACCAGUGGAUCUUUUCAUUGAAAUUAAAUCACGAACUAACUGAGAAAUAAUUGUACUUAACAAAUUGCAAAGAAAAGACAUUCUCUUUCCCUUUCAAUUCAUUUUCCAAGGAAAUUCCACUUUUGUAUAUAAUGCAAUGACAGAGUUGGUGUAUGGUCAGGCAAUAUCAAUUUGUGGGAUGCAGGUAGUCCAAAACAUUCAGUUGAAAUCCUGUAGAAGAUUGAGGUCUGAAAGUAAUAACACGCAGUCACGGUGCAUUCGCCCAGGCCUCCUCCCCCUCCUCAUCCUCCCCCCUCCCUCCAUCCCUCCCUUUCCUCGUCACUUCCUCUUUUUCCUCCCUCCUCCUACUUUCUUUAUGACCUUUCUUUCCUCCUCCUCCUCCUCCUCCUCCUCCUCCUCACCCCACACCCUCCACAAGCUCUUCACUCCCACCAAUUGUGUACUGUAUGUUGUUUUGUUUGUAAAGUCUAGAAGCCGUGGAGUUGUGGGAGUGUAGUACACCUGCCCGGGUGUACACCAAGGUCACUGUGUGUUUGUGUACGUACAGGUGCCGCCAACAAGUGUACAAAGAGGCGCGGGCCGAGCUGUGCGGUGUGGACGGGCCCGGCCUGUGGCCCCUUCAGGAGGGCCGAGCCCGUAGCAGCCCCCACCCCGAAAACAGCAGCGCCGCCCGUGUAAGCGUCCUAGGUGUGUAACAACCGUGACGUCAUUCAUGUUGUUUGUACCUUAGCCUACACAAGUGUCGUAGACACAAACAGUAUGUUUUCUCUUGAAUAAAUGAUCUCAAAAAACUCUGUUGUAAA